This is a messenger RNA of Coniophora puteana RWD-64-598 SS2, 1935 nucleotides long. RefSeq lists its product as uncharacterized. The transcript has 11 exons. Bases 56 to 1843 code for a protein of 595 amino acids. The record is from RefSeq and is a predicted model, not a curated record. NCBI's taxonomy places the organism in Eukaryota, Fungi, Basidiomycota, Agaricomycetes, Boletales, Coniophoraceae.
CAGCAUGUCCAGCGCUUGUACGCUUGCACGUCGACCCUCGCAACCCCCGCCUGCCAUGCCCCAACGACAAGCAUACAAAGGUUACUCUCGAAAGCUCGUGAUUGCUUUCGACGUUGGCACUACAUAUAGUGGUGCCUCCUACUGUGUGUUGGACCCUGGCGAGGUGCCCACCAUCCAGGGUGUCAAUCGCUAUCCGGCCCAGGACCAUGUUGGAGGAGACUCCAAGAUUCCUUCAAUCUUGUACUAUGACGACGAAGGGAAAGUUCGAGCGAUAGGGGCUGAAGCCCUACAAGAGAGCGUCUUGGAGAACGCAGAAGAUGAGGACUGGCAGAAGGCAGAAUGGUGGAAGCUCCACCUCCGCCCAAAGAACAUAUCGUCUGAAGUCACCGAUGCGGAUCUCCCUCCGCUGCCUUUUGGCAAGACAGCUGUCGAGAUCCUCGGCGACUUCAUGAGGUACUUGUUCGAGUGCACUAGGAACUACAUCGAACAAACGCACGCCAAUGGGCCCGACUUGUGGGCCUCGCUCGAAGACAAGAUCGACUUUGUGCUAAGCCAUCCCAACGGGUGGGAGGGUCCGCAGCAGGCGCAGAUCCGAAAAGCGGCUGUGCUAGCCGGGUUGGUGGGCGAUAAGCCGCAAGAUCAGAGCCGAAUUCAGCUCGUCACCGAGGGCGAAGCCAGUUUGCAUUUUUGCCUGAACUCGAACCUGGCGGUCAGCGCGUUUCAUGACAACCAAGGCGUUAUCAUCGUCGACGCGGGAGGAGGGACGGUUGAUCUAAGUGCAUAUUAUAUGACGAACAACCUCGCCUCCUUCGAGGAAAUUGCCCCUACGGACUGUCGCCUCCAAGGAUCCAUCUUCGUCACUCGGCGUGCCGAGUCAUUCCUCCGAAUAAAACUUCAAGGGUCGAAGUUCGGCGACGAAUCUGACGUCAAGGAAAUGACGAAGAUAUUCGACAGCACAACAAAGCUUCGGUUCAGCAAUCCCUCCGAGCCUGCAUACAUCAAGUUCGGCACGAUCAGGGACAAGGAUCAAGACUUCGGUAUCCGGUCGGGUCAGCUGAAGCUCCCGGGCAUCGACGUCGCGAAGUUGUUCGAGCCGUCAAUCGAAGCCGUGAUCGAAGCGGUCAACCACCAGCGCCAGGCCGCGCGCAAACCGGUCCAUAGCGUCUUCCUCGUCGGCGGCUUCGCCGCGAGCGACUGGUUGUUCCUCAACCUCAAGGAGAGCCUCACACCACACGGGCUCGACUUCUGCAGGCCCGACAGCCACACAGGCAAGGCCGUCGCGGACGGCGCGGUCGCGUUCUACCUCGACCAUAGUGUCUCGGCGCGUAUGGCGCGCAUGACGUACGGCACGAGGUGCGCGAUCGAGUACAGGAAGGACGACCCGGAGCAUGUUGCGAGGGCGGGCACGGUUAUACCGCGGCCGUCGGGGAGGACGGUGUUGCCCAAUGUGUUCAGUACGGUUCUGAAGAAGGCCACGCAAGUAUCGGAGGACAGCGAGUUCCGCAAGGAGUUCAUCACGGAGAGCGCCUCAAAGUCGACCUUCGACAUGAUCUCCACAGAUAUUGUUUGCUACCGCGGCGACAACCCCUCCCCGCGAUGGAUCGACACCGAGCCCGAGAAAUACUCGAACCUAUGCACGGUCUACGCGGAUACGUCGCAGGUUGCCAAGACCGUCAGCCCCCGGAAAGGGUUCGGUGGCUUGCAGUUCUACAGGCAGGAGUUCAGCAUCGUGCUCAUGUUCGGACUCACGGAGCUUAAAGCGUAUAUCAGCUGGAUGGAGGAUGGCGUUGAACGCAGGGGUCCAGCGUCCAUGGUGUAUGACUCUGUUGUUGAAGAGCAGUAGUUGUAGUUAUUGCAUGUUGUCAUUAUCGCAAAUUGUCUUCGUGUACUUUCUUGUAAUUUCGCAUAUAUUCGUAUUAGCAUCGCAUUUCUUAC